Gadus morhua (Atlantic cod) is the source of this 1723-nucleotide messenger RNA. Its product is annotated as mitochondrial calcium uniporter dominant negative subunit beta. Gene Ontology annotation, molecular function: calcium channel inhibitor activity. Gene Ontology annotation, biological process: mitochondrial calcium ion homeostasis; calcium import into the mitochondrion. Bases 418 to 1440 code for a protein of 340 amino acids. The record is from RefSeq and is a predicted model, not a curated record. The transcript is spliced from 8 exons. Gene Ontology annotation, cellular component: uniplex complex. NCBI's taxonomy places the organism in Eukaryota, Metazoa, Chordata, Actinopteri, Gadiformes, Gadidae.
GUCAGUACGAAUCGCACCCCUAUCCCUUGCGUCUGUCCCAGUAAUAAUAACAAAAACCAUAACAAUAACCAAGAACGCAUUUCAAUAAGGCUUUCUGCUCCAUAAUCACGAUAGGCUACAGUUCCUUGGUUACCCUAACAGUCACAUCUACACUGGACAUAAACGAAGGGGAACAGGGUUGGCAGCUGUCUUAUGUGUGAAGGAAGAGGAAUGUGAGGAACUGUUGGCCACCAGGGCGCUCUGGGCUGUGUCUCCCUCUCAUCUCGUCAAUUUUGAUAUUUACCGCUGAACCGGGGGCGUUGAGUAGGCUACUCUUCCGUGAAACUGGGACAUUGAAACCUCUUGAGAUCAGUUUCGAUAGUUAUUCGACCGCGGACAAUGCAAAGACACGCGCAUUGACUGUAGUGGGAUUCAGUGAUGGCUUCGACGCAAAUGUUCUCCAAAGUCCGGAGCCGACUUUUCGGAAGUAUUAAGCUGUUUGAUGCGGCUUGUAGAUCGACUCGCCCGGCCACGUUACUUCACAAGAUUCCACAGCGGCAACCUCUUCUACUCCCUCGGCAUCAGGUCUUUUUCUGCAGUGCAGCGGCGCCCUCAAGUGAUGCGUCCUUGAAGUACCGGUAUGGCCGCCUGGUGCUGGAGGUGCCAUUGCCUUCGAGGAAAGAGAAAUGUCUAUUCUUCCUCAAGCCAAUGCUGAUGAGUGUAGGAGACCUCAUCGCUGAUCUGCAGAAGGAGGACCAUGGAAUACAGACCGCCUCCGUCUUCUCAAAGGACGGAGCGCGCGUGGCCAACACCACUCUGCUGGACGCGCUACUGGACAAGGACUUCCAGCUGGUAAUCAACGACGCGUCCUACCACGUGCAGACGCCUGCAUUAGGAGCCAACGGGGGCCGCCGCGAGCACGCCAUGGAGAUGGGGGACGUGAAGCACGUGGUGCACCUCCUGCACACGGCCCUGCACCUCCCCGACCACCACGUCCUGCAGGAGAGGCACCUGCUGGAGCGCCUGGACAGCCUCAAGCAGCAGCUGUCCCCCCUGGAGACGGUGAAGGCUGAACUGGCCCUCAAGGCCGAGUCCCAGUCCUCCAGGGCCCUGUGGGGGGGCAUGGCCCUGCUGUCGGUGCAGGGCGGGGCGCUGGCCUGGCUCACCUGGUGGGUGUACUCCUGGGACGUCAUGGAGCCCGUCACCUACUUCAUCACCUACGGCACCAGCCUGGGGAUCUUCGCCUAUUGCGUCCUCGCCAACCAGGAUUACAUUUACCCAGCUGCCAAAGACAGACAAUUCCUGAAUUACUUCUACAAAGGUGCCAAGAAGAGGAGCUUCAACGUCGAACAGUACAACGGCCUGAGGGAUGAGCUGACCCAGGUUCAGGAAGAUCUGAAACGUUUACAGAGUUCAACUCAACUUCAGCUGCCAAUCCAGCAGAUCCAACCCAAGCCAUAAAGAAUAAAAUCACUCACACGCAUACAGACACACUCGAGAUAUGAGAACACUCCUAUAUUUGUUCAGAUUUAUUUUGAUAAUGGUGCCUUUUACUACAACUGUAAAUCUUACUGUGUUUGUCACAAUCUCAAGGUGGUAAGUGUACCCAGAGACGAUCUGUCUGAGAAUAUUGGAAUAAAUACUUCAACGUCCCUACUCUUCUGUAGUCAUUUUGGGCAUUCGCAUACAAAAUUUGUUUAGUUAUUUUUGUUGAAUGCUAUACACAAUAAAUUGCUGAGUCAUC